AUGCUAGCAAAAUUUGUCCUAUUCGUAAUACUAACUAUAAAAACAUACUGUAGUUUUCAUAUGAAUUAUAAAAUUUUAACAAAGGGGAACCAUAGGAAAAAAUAUGUGAAAACGGUUUCAUCUGUGAAUUAUUUAUAUACCAAAUGUCCACAAAACACAAAGUUAAGAAAAUAUAAAAAUAAGCUUUUGUCUUUUUUUUCAAAUUACUUUACGAGUGAAAGGGACAAAUAUACUUUAAAUAAUGAGGAAGAGGAAUAUCUUAAGAAAUUGGGCAGAACAGACAAGGACGAUUAUAAUGAAUUGGUUAAGUCUCAUGAAGAAUUCAUUAAAACGUGUACCGACAUAAAGAGCAAAUUGAAAUAUAAAGAUAUAUUCUUUCUUAUUACACAAAAAAUAAUUCAAAGAAGUUUAUACAACUUUAAAAGAAAACAGAAAUUUAACAUUUUUGGAAAUGAUGAGUAUACAAGUGAAUUGUCAAUUGACUAUAUAAAAAGCUCAAAUAUCGAAGAAAGAAUAAAAGAGCAAGUUCUGAAAAAAUUGACCCAAGAGUUAAACAGUAGUAGAUACUUCCUCGUGCGAAUCUUUAAAUGGAAAGGUCUCUUAGAAGUGGUUAACAUAAGUUCCCUGAUGCUUCCAGUCGCUUCGAUUGGUUUAUUUUUGUCAAAGAUGGGCUUCUUUGCUGUCGCCGUAAAUAUGCUACUGACUGCACAUUUUUUAACAUACAGAAAAGACGAAAAGAAAAAAAUGAAAAUAACCACCUUACUUUUAACACUGCUACCAAUAUUAGUACACACCUCUCUUGGAGUGAUUUGCAGUAAUAUUUUCCUCAAGAAUUAUCGGUUUCACAUUCCCACAUUUCUGAAAAACGAAAAUAUUUUGUCUUUUUUCAUAAAUAUACAAUUGUAUAUGGCCUCCCUAGUUUAUUUUGUUAAUAAUGAUAUGGAAGAAGAUUUAGAAGGAGAAGAGGAGCUAAAAAACGAUUAUGUCGAAUUUAACAAUGAUGAGUUACUGGGGUCAAAUAUGUAA
Plasmodium gonderi is the source of this 1026-nucleotide messenger RNA. RefSeq lists its product as hypothetical. Bases 1 to 1026 code for a protein of 341 amino acids. NCBI's taxonomy places the organism in Eukaryota, Apicomplexa, Aconoidasida, Haemosporida, Plasmodiidae. The transcript has 4 exons. The record is from RefSeq and is a predicted model, not a curated record.